UUUUUAUAUAUUUCAUGAAAAAAUAUGUUUUUCAAAACUAUAGUUUGAAUGUGUUGAUCAAAACGAUCAUGCGGGUGAAAACGUUUUGUUAUUGUUUACCUUUGAAAAGACUUUAAUUCCUUUAAAACGGUACUUUUUACGAUUCGGUAUAAGGAUAAAAGCCCAUAAUGGAUUUUCAAAAUCGUGCUGGUGGUAAGACGGGUACAGGAGGUGUUGCCUCAGCCUCAGAAAGCAACCGAGAUAGAAGGGAGCGACUGAGGCAGCUGGCUCUGGAGACGAUUGACCUGAAUAAGGACCCAUACUUUAUGAAAAAUCACCUCGGUUCUUAUGAAUGUAAGCUAUGUCUGACACUACACAACAAUGAAGGCAGCUACCUGGCACAUACACAGGGGAAAAAACAUCAGGCUAACUUAGCAAGACGAGCUGCAAAAGAAGCAAAGGAUGCACCGGCCCAGCCUGCUCCGGAGAAACCCCGGGUGGACAUUAAGAAAUUUGUGAAAAUUGGCCGACCUGGUUACAAGGUUACCAAACAGAGAGACCCAGAGUCACACCAGCAAAGCCUGCUGUUCCAGAUUGACUACCCAGAGAUUGUGGAAGGAAUUAUGCCACGACAUAGAUUUAUGGCUGCUUACGAACAGAAAGUUGAACCCCCAGAUCGUCGCUGGCAGUACCUGUUGUUUGCUGCAGAGCCGUAUGAGACCAUUGCCUUUAAGGUUCCUAGCCGAGAAGUAGAUAAAGACCCUAAGAAGCUGUGGAGUCAUUGGAACAAAGAAACCAAACAGUUUUUCCUGCAGUUUGCCUUCAAAGUGGAUUCCAAGCCGGCACCCCCCCCUGCUCCACCCAAGAGGGAUCAAGGCCCACCCCCAGGGAUGAGAGAGGAAGACAAGGGGGAUGGACCACCAGGGAUGGGAGGCCCCCCUCCACAGAUGGCUCCUCCCCCAAGGAUGCCACCACCACCCCCAAGGAUGCCUCCCCCUCCAAUGGCAGGGGGACCCCCAGGGAUGGCCCCACCCCCUCGACCACCCAUGCCACCUGGACCUCCCGGCCCACCUCCCAUGGCUCCACCCCCUAUGCCCCCCAUGGGAGGACCGAUGGGUAUGGGUGGUGCACCACCCCCACCCCCUGUCCCUCCUCCCCCACCCAUGGGUGGAGGGCCCCCAGCAAAUAUGCCAGGCAUGGCUCCCCCACCCCCUCCACCACCUUCUUAAAGAUGGAAAUUUAUUACAUACCUACUGACAUCAUUAACACUUAUGUGAUAAUCAUAUAAAUUCAUGUUUUAUUCUUGUACAAGUUGCAAAUUCACAGAAAAUAGUGUUGAACUUACCUUAAUCGUGAUGUAGCAAUUUUGAAAAAACAUAUGUUGAUAAGAAAAUGGGAAAUCCUAAUUUGUACCUUUAUUAUGUAUUUGAAAACAUGAUCCAUUAUGGCAACCACACAAGUAAUAUCGGGGGUUUUCUUGAUUGCUCAUUUUAAUGUACAAGGUUAUGAGAUGUAAAAAUAUAUUUGAAACGUGAAAUAAAACAUAAACAUUC
Messenger RNA from Mya arenaria, 1532 nucleotides. Its product is annotated as splicing factor 3A subunit 2-like. NCBI's taxonomy places the organism in Eukaryota, Metazoa, Mollusca, Bivalvia, Myida, Myidae. The transcript has 8 exons. Gene Ontology annotation, molecular function: zinc ion binding; nucleic acid binding. Gene Ontology annotation, cellular component: U2 snRNP; nucleus; catalytic step 2 spliceosome. The coding region runs from base 168 to 1208 and encodes 346 amino acids. The record is from RefSeq and is a predicted model, not a curated record. Gene Ontology annotation, biological process: spliceosomal complex assembly.